UUUAUGACAAGUUGGAUGAAAAUGAUUCAGAGGCGUUGAUAUUUCCGGUUGCUUGGAAUCCAUCUGAAUUUCAGACUGAAGAGGAGAAAUAAUUCGAACAACUCUGCCAAACCUAAAACACAGCUCAGGUCCUCAGGUCCCCAAGUAUAAAUGUACCAUGGUCACAGAUCUCCUCACUUUCAUGAAGAAGUGCAAAUAUACUAUGGCUUUAAAAUUGUCCUACAGUGGAUCUCCUUCCUCCACGAGCCUUGUCUCGAUGGGGAUUCGAGGAGUGAGGGGCAGGAAUUCAAUCUGCCUGCUUGCGGACUUUCAGCCUGAUGCACGCUUUCUCAUUCUGGUAGCAGCUCAGUCUUUCCAAUUCCUCCCCUUUCUCCACAAUAUCUGGGUGCACAGGGCUGUGCAGCCCAGUCGUGGCCCGGCCCUCUGGCUCCGAUUCUGCAUGUAAAGUGGCUACUCUGGCCUGCUGCCUCGGCUAAGGACUGCUGAGGACCACCGGGCCCAUCUAGGGGUUGGGGCACCGUGCUCUCACCCACUGGUUGAACCUGUCACUCCAGUCGUUGCCCUCUCAUCACAAAUCCCCCUUCAUAGUGGCUUCUCGCUUCUUCCUCGAGGCCCCUAUAGGUCUGCCGGUCUUCGCGGGACGCUCGCAUCCCCAGCACUGGCUGUGCAGGAUUUCCAGAUCCCUGGCAUGGGUACAGCAGGCUGUGGGGCCAGGAGCCUGCGCCAGGCCCAAGAAUCCAGUCACACCCUCUGCCAGUGACCCACGCUGCCAUGUCGAUGAGGAGUCCAUGUGAAUGUGGGUGUUUCCUGGCCUCCCCAAUGGAGCCCAGGCAAAUACUCCUCUGCUGUCAGCUUUCCUCUGAACACAUCUAUGUACCUGUUCUCUUGGCUCCCCAUCUAUUGGGAUGGAAGGUGUGACGUUUUCACUUCUCAGGAAAUUUCUCUGCGUCAUAAUCUACUCCCUUCCAAAUAGUCAAAUCGAACACCUGACGGUCAGGCAGGACUUUGUAGAGGAGGGUAACGUGAUUAGGAGGAAACACUUAGAUGGUUAGGGCGGGUGAGUCAGAAAGGGACAGCUGGAGCCGGAGAGUCCUAGAGGAAGGUUGUAGGAAAGGUGGUUUCGAGUUACCAUGCUGGGCAGGGAUUUGGCAAACGGCACAGUUCAGCGUAGUGUUCAGGGAGCAGGCUUGGAACCCGCCCAUCUCCUGGCUUUGUGACCUUGAGCAAGUUACAUAACUUCUCCAGGGCUCAAUAUUCUUGUUUGCAAGGCGGGGAUCAUAAUGGUACUUACCUCAGUGGUUUGUUGUGUUAUAGGAAAUAAUGCCUAUGAAUGCACAUCAGGCACUGGGCACAGCCUAACACACGGCACGGCCACCAUAACCAAGGCUGUCACGAGACUCUCGAAUACUACUGCUCUGAGUACAAAGAGGGAAAGCCAGCCGUGAGUACCACCCGAAUGCAAGUCGUUACUCAUAUUAUGAUGUCAGGCAGGAGAGGCUGGAGAAAGUUGGAGGGUACAGCCUCGUCUCCACUCUGAGGCACGUGUGAAGUCUGAGUGGAUAUGGACAAGGAACAGGAAGUGGAAAGUGACAGAGCUGGAACCCCGGAAGUUCCGAACAUGAGUCCAGAGAAACAAGAAGCAGAUCAAGGUGAUGCUGAUGAAAGUCCAUUAUUACAGGGCCUGUCCAACCACGUGACUCCCCUGGUCCCAGAAUUCUUGGACACAGCACACAUCCAGGAGAAGGCCUCGGCUUCGGAGGCCGACAACAUACAACACAUGCCUGCAAAGCAAUCCAAAGGUCCACAGCUCAAGGUCAUAUUCCCACCGGCACAGGGCGGUAACAUCUUCAAUUUCUCAGCAAUGACCAUGCAACCCAAGCAGGCUGGCACCCCCAGUUUUUCAGCAAAAAUCAUCCCUCGUGAGCAGGGCAGUAUCCCCAAUUCUUUAGCAAAAAUGAUCCUGCCCAGGCAGGCUGAUACCCCCAAUUCUCCAGAAAAAAUGAUCCCGCUCAAGCAAGCUGGCAUCUCCAAUCCCUUAGCAAAACCCAUUCCACCCAAACAGGCUAACAUCCCAAGUUUCUCAGCAAAAUCCAUCUCACCCAAGCAGGUUGACACCCCCAGGUUUUCAGCAAAAAUCAUCCAACCCAAGCAUGGCAGUAUCCCCAGUUCUUCAGCAAAAAUGAUCCUGCCCCAGCAUGGCAAUGCCCUUAAUUUCCCAACCAAAAUCACCCCACCCAAACAGGCUGAUAUCCCCAAUUCCCCAGCAAAAACCACCCCACUCAAACAGGCUUGUACCCCCAAUUCCCCAGCAAAAACCAUCCCACCCAAGCAGACUGACACCCCACAUUUUUCAGGAAAAGUCAUUCUACCCAAGGAGAGUGAUACCCCCAAUCCCUCAGAAGAAAGGAUCCCACCCAAGCAGGCUGAUAGCUCCAAUUCUUCAGAAAAAAUUAUUGCACCCAAGCACGGUGACACCCCCAGUUCCUCAGAAAAAACCACCCUGCUGCAGGAGGAUGGAAUGUCUACUUCCUUAGAAAAAAACAUCCCACCCAAGCAGGAUAACAUCCCCAUGUCCCCAGCCAAAACCAUCCUGUCUAAGAAGGGCAAGAGUCCCAAGUUCUUAGCAAAAUCCAUUCUGCCCAAAGAGGCCAACACCCCUAAGUUCUCAGCAAAACCUUUCCUGUCUAAACAGAUCAACAGCCCCAAGCUAUUAGUGAAAUCUACCCUGUCCAAACACAUCCCCAUCCCCAAGUCCUCAGAAGAAAACAUCCUGCCCAGAGAGGGUGACACCAAGUGCUCAGAAGACAGCAUCCAGCCCAGAGAGGGUGACACCAAUUGCUCAGAAGACAGCAUCCAGCCUAAGGAAGGUGAUAUCCCCAAGUCCUCAAAAGAAGCCAUCCUGCCCAUAGAAGGAGACGUCCUGAAGGCAUCAGGGUCAAUGGAGCUUCUGGAAGUGGACUUGGUGAAGAUGAUCCUAAGCAAGGAGGACUUCGAGUUGGCGCUCAAGGAGGCUGGGGAGAGGCUGGUGGCCGUGGACUUCUCAGCCACGUGGUGUGGGCCCUGCAGGACCAUCAAGCCCCUUUUCCAUUCCUUGUCUGUCAAGUACGAGGACGUGGUGUUCCUGGAAGUGGAUGCUGAUGAGUGUGAUGAGCUGGUGAAGGACCUUGAGAUCAUGUGCAUCCCAACCUUUCAGUUUUAUAAGAAAGAAGAAAAGGUGGGCGAAUUUUGCGGCGCCGUUACAGAAAAACUCGAAGCGAUCAUUGCAGAGUUAAAGUAAUUGUGGAUUCUGAAAGCAUUGUAGACAGUCGGCUCGUGAUAGUUUGUGAUUGCUUUUUUAUUUACCAAAAAAGGUGAGGUGUAACAAAAGUGUAUGUCUGAAUGGCCCCCUGCUCAUAAAUUAUUAAGUAUUAACUCCACCUUUUUGAAAAGUGGUAAAGCACUGAAGCCUA
Molecule: messenger RNA, 3449 nt
Organism: Herpailurus yagouaroundi (jaguarundi)
Lineage: Eukaryota; Metazoa; Chordata; Mammalia; Carnivora; Felidae
Gene: TXNDC2
Product: thioredoxin domain containing 2
Exons: 2
Coding region: 1562-3277 (571 amino acids)
Source: RefSeq, a predicted model, not a curated record